Molecule: messenger RNA, 1629 nt
Organism: Copidosoma floridanum
Lineage: Eukaryota; Metazoa; Arthropoda; Insecta; Hymenoptera; Encyrtidae
Biological process (GO): microtubule anchoring
Cellular component (GO): centrosome
Source: RefSeq, a predicted model, not a curated record
UGUAAAUAUUUACGUUCUUUAAGUUUCGAAUAAAUAUUUUUAGUAGUUUUUCGUUUGGGAAAAAAAAAUGAUCGACGAUAAUAUAUCCAUGGAAGAGGAUACCGAAUUACGGGAGUUGGUCGUACAGACGCUCGAGAAUAAUGGAGUCCUUGCCAAAGUUCGAGCAGAAUUGAGAGCGAGUGUGUUCCUAACUUUAGAAGAACAAGAAUCCGUACUGAAUCCUGAGCCAUUUUUGAACAAAUCAGUAAAGCAGUACCUGUCAAGUUCACAAGGAAAAAUUUUGUUUUCGUUAGUCAGAGAGUUCCUAGAGUACUUUGGUCUUGAUUAUACAAUGUCAGUGUAUGAUCCUGAAACAUACUGUGGUAAAGAAUACAAUUACAUGGGUAGACAAAAACUCAGCGAAGAGUUUGGAAUUGAUUCUAAAGAACCAUUACUUGGUGAACUAUUGAAAAAUAUUUUAAAUAGUGCCUUAAACCAUUCGCAUAAAUUAGUGAAAAAAUCCUACAUUAAUGAGCCACCAACGCCUGAUAGGAGCACAGAAAAAGUAGAAAAUGUUACCUUUGAUGUCAGUGUUCCAACAGUUUCACAAAAAGAAUCAAUUUCCAAUUGUAAUCUUAGCAUAGAGGAAGCAGAAAGCGAAUCUGGUUCUAACAUGGAGAUGCCUAUUAAUGUGACAAUAAAAAAAAAACAAAAUGACGAUGCAACUAACAAAAAAGCUACUGAUAAUUUAGUUUCUACAAUAUCCAAGCCUUCAACUUACGAAAUUAAUAGGAAUUUAAAGCAACACAGAGAGAAAGACCAUUUACUCGAAAAUGUCACUUAUCAAAGUAACAGUUUAAAAGAUCAAAUUAAUUCAAAUAUUAAUUGUACAGCAGAUAACCAAUCAGAUGUAACCACGAAUCAAGAAACUCAUCAAAACAAGAUAAGCCUCAUGGAAUUUCAUACAGCAAAUAACUUAAGGAAUAUAAAACAAGCUGAAUCAUCGAAAAAAACAGGGAAAACUAUUUUUUUUGACGAAAUAAUUGUAGAUGGGGUGAAGGAGAAACUCCCAGAAGCUAAAGAUGACAAAUUGUUACUAGAUAACUUGCCACCACUGCCAAUUUCCAAUAAUUCAAUAUUUGGUGAUCUACCACCAUUGAAUGGUAAAAAAGCUAAUAUAGAUGACUUGAAAGAAAUUUUAGACAUGGCUGAAGGUGUUUCUUACAACGAGGAAGAUUUGUCAUCAGCAUCUGGUAGUGCCAGUGAUCAGAGCCCUCAAAAAGAAAAGUUUACCUCUAAAAGUCCAGAAACUUACAUAAAUAAACAAUAUGUUCUAAGUGAAAAUGAAAGUGAAGAAAUAGAUGAAGAAAUAUGCAGUAAUACCUCUUGCCUUGACAAUUCACCAGAAAAAACCGAUAAAAUAAUCGUUGUUGACUCUAAUUAUCACAAAAACUAAACUUGAUAUAAAACUAUUGAGUCAACUGGAAGAGAACGUUCAAAAAUGCAAAUAAGCCUUAAAUUGUUAUUGUUUUUAUAAUAAAAUAGUUAAAUCAAUGUUUUAUAAAUUUAUAGAACAAUCACAACUAAAACAUGGUUUUGAAAAAAAACUACACAUAAGUGAUUAUGUACAUGAAACAGCACACAUUUAAU